This is a messenger RNA of Cebus imitator (Panamanian white-faced capuchin), 9361 nucleotides long. It is a transcript of the gene LDAH, whose product is annotated as lipid droplet associated hydrolase. Gene Ontology annotation, biological process: lipid storage. Bases 83 to 883 code for a protein of 266 amino acids. Gene Ontology annotation, cellular component: lipid droplet. The record is from RefSeq and is a predicted model, not a curated record. The transcript has 7 exons. Gene Ontology annotation, molecular function: lipase activity. Lineage: Eukaryota; Metazoa; Chordata; Mammalia; Primates; Cebidae.
UCACCGGAAGCCGGCUCUUCCGGUACCGUGUAGUCUUCCCAGAACCCUCAGCGAGAACCGGCUGCCUAGUAGGCGGACAGAAAUGGACUCCGAACUCAAGGAAGAAAUUCCUGUGCAUGAGGAAUUCAUUUUGUGUGGUGGAGCCGAAACCCAGGUUCUAAAAUGUGGGCCCUGGACUGACCUCUUUUGUGAUCAAAGUGUCAAAAGGCCUAAGCUGCUUAUUUUUAUUAUUCCUGGUAACCCAGGUUUUUCUGCCUUUUAUGUGCCAUUUGCAAAGGCUUUAUACUCUUUGACAAACAGACGCUUUCCAGUUUGGAUUAUCAGUCACGCUGGGCAUGCACUGGCUCCAAAAGACAAGAAGAUUCUUAAAACAUCAGAGGAUUCAAAUGCUCAAGAAAUUAAGGACAUCUAUGGCCUGAAUGGACAAAUAGAGCACAAACUAGCUUUCCUGAGAACUCAUGUGCCAAAGGACAUGAAGCUUGUGCUCAUUGGCCAUUCGAUAGGCAGCUAUUUCACUCUUCAGAUGCUGAAGCGAGUCCCUGAUCUCCCGGUAAUCCGUGCCUUUCUUCUCUGUCCAACGAUUGAACGAAUGUCUGAGUCACCCAAUGGCAGAAUUGCCACUCCACUUUUGUGCUGGUUUCGAUAUGUUCUCUAUGCUACUGGCUACUUAUUAUUUAAACCAUGUCCUGAGAAAAUGAAGUCCUUCCUAAUCAGAAGGGGCCUUCAACUAAUGAACCUGGAGAAUGAAUUUUCGCCAUUGAAUUUAUUAGAACCAUUCUGCCUUGCUAAUGCUGCCUACCUUGGGGGCCAAGAAAUGAUGGAGGUGGUGAAGAGGGAUGACGAAGCCAUAAAGAAGCAUUUAUGUAAGGGAUUAGAAGACUAAAAUGGACAAACAGUAGAUGAAAUCCAUUUCCCAGAAGCAGCUCUACCUGUAUGUCCCAGUCAACUACAUGGAUGGUCUUUGUGAAAGUUUCAACUUCCUACAGUUACCUAGGGCUCAGCGAUUGCGCCUUGACGACUGCCCAUGUUUGUUCCUAGUCUGUUCUGAGCCACAGGAAUCUCCACGAGCCCUCCAUGGCUUGUGUGGCCUGAUAUCCAUGGCCACCAAGGGCCUCUCAUCAUCUGCUCCUCCACUCAACCUUUGGAGAGCCAGGGACCAUCAAAGUCUUGAUUUUUCUUCAUCCUACAUUAUAUUCAAAACAAAAACAGGCUGAGUGCCAUAGCUCAUGCCUGUGAUCCCAGCACUUUGGGAGGGAAGAUCAUUUGAGGCUAGGAGUUUGAGACCAGCCUGUGCAAAAAAUGAGACCUCUGUGUCUAAAAUAAUGUUUUUAAAAGAGCAAAAAAAAAAAUUUUUUUUUCAGAGGAGACUAAAGAGACAUGACAAUUUCACAAAACAUCUGAUUCAGAAUUGGAUGUGUUUUUAUAAAAGAUGUUGUUGGGACAAUCUGCACAACUUGAAUGAGGCCUGAAGAUUUAGCUGGGAGUAAGAUGCCACUGUUAAUUUAUUGAUUUCAGUGGUUUUACUGGGGAGAAGUAAGACAGUGUCCUCGUUUGUACUGGAGACACACUGAGGUAUCUGAGGGUGAGGGGCAGCAGGUCUGUUUACUGGCAGAUGGUUCAGAGGACAAUAAUGUUCUUUAUACUUGCAGAUUUUUUUGGAAGUUUGAGAUGUUUUAGAAUUUGUCACAAUAAUUCUUUUUAAACCCCACCGUGCUCUCUCCCACGCCAGUGUCUCAUUGCUUCUUUUCCAGGAAGGCUAUUUAUUCUUCUAGGCAGUAGAUGAAGACCUAGGUUCAAAUCCCAGAUCUGUCAUUUGUUAGGUUUGUGAUGUAAGACUUCACCUCCCUGAGUCCCCUCAGCUCCUCAUCUGUGAAUUUGGGAUAAUAUUGAUAUUCAGCUCAGUUUUUUAUUUGGGAAAGUUUUUUUGUUGUUUUUUAAAUGGAGAUAAAAUGAGGCCAUCAUACAGCAUUUAGUACCUUGCCUGGCAUAUGGUAGAUGCUCUAUAAAAUGGUACCUCAAGGAGGAUAGCAAACUUGUUUUUCCUUUUUUUCUUUCAUUUAUCUCCUCUUUGGUAUAGCGGAGGACCCUGUGGUAUCUUAGUCCCUGCACUGUUUCACGAGGCCUGUAACUUGAUUCUAGCAGUCAGCAUUUUGGCUCUUACACAGGGAUAAUGCUUGUUCAACUGGCUCAGCUUUCUGGACUCGGCCCAUGUGGGCCUCCGUACACACAGCCCAUGAUGUUCUAACAGUCCGUUUAGAAAAGAUGCAGGAAGAAAAGCAUCUCUUAGAUGGCAUCAGACAUCUUUGUCCUUUGCCUUCUCUUGCAGAAGAGGAGAGGUGAUGAUAUAUUUGGGCUGUUCCUUCCCUUGGGGGUGGGCCUUAAGGAUAGGUUGCAGUCUGGGACUGAGUGUGUUCUGUGGGACCUUGAAUGAAGCUCUUCUGCAAGAGUGCUGAGGACAGCAAAGUUUGUAUGAGUGUUCUUCUAAUCACUUUUUAAGAGGAUUGAGAUUUCUUGCCUGUGCCCCAUACAGACAUGGGUAAGUGCUCACAUUGGCCCAGGUGGGGAGUAGCUGUGGGACGUGGAUCUGGCCCCUCCCACCAGGCUGAAGGCAUCUCUCUACAACAAGACUGGUGUCACCAAGAGCGACGCUGGGUGAGCAUCCUCAGAUCAUGAGCAAGGGCCAAGCUCUGGGUGGUUCUGUGGUUCUGUAAGGGGCUCUAUAAAGAGAAAGCUCUUGGAAGAGAGAAGAGGAAGAGGUUGUCCCUAGUCCUACAAGGACAGGUAGAACUUGAAUAGGUGGUUUGGAAUAGAUGAGAGCUAAUCCAGAUAAGGAGUCUGCUGCUUACCCCUGCACUUUCAGUGUCUCGCUUAGGCCCCCUAGUCCUGUGAUGUUCUGACUAUGCCCAUUUUACAGAUUACCACCGAGAUGCCUUGCUAUGGAUCUCACAGCUAUUGGAUGACAGAGCUGGGAUUCUGCUGUAGUUGCAUGUGUCCUCCAAAGUUCAUGUGUUAGAAACUUAGUCCCCAGUGCAACUGUUGGGAGGUGGGGCCUAAUGGGAAGUGUCUGAGUCAUGAGGGCUCUUCCCUCCUGAAUGGAUUAAUGCCAGUGAUAAAAAGGCAUGAUAUAAGGCUGCAAGUUUGAUCUCUUCUUCUCUCAUGCUCUCUUGCCCUUCCACCUUCUGUCAGGGAGGAUGCAGCACAAAGGUCCUCACCAGAUGCCAGCCCCUCGAUCUUGGACUUUCCAGCAUUCAGAACUAUAAGAAAUAAAUCUCUUCUUUAUAAAUUACCCAGUCUCUGACAUUCCAUUAUAGCAACCAAAAAUGAACUAAGCCAGAUUCCAUUUCAGGCCUCUACUCCAGAGCCAUGGCUUCAUUCUCUCUCUCCACUGCAUGGUGCUGCCUCAUGGAGGCCACCAUGGGCAAGCCUAGCAAAAGUGGAAAGCCAGGAGAGUUAUGCAAAGGGCAAAUGAGGACCCGAUUGGCAGGGAAAGUGAAGAGUAGAUAGUUGGUAACAAAUGAGUAGUUGUAAAAGAAUGAAAGCUAUAACAGAGACCAGUUUUCAGAGGGGGAAAAAAUGCAUCAGGCAGUAGAUUGAGAGAAAGCAGGCCCACAUGCCGGGAGCCAGUGCUGUGGCUGCAGUCACAUGGCCAGCACCUCUGCAACUCUUCCAUAACCACCUGCUCUCACGCCAGGCAUGGGGACUUCCUGUGGGCUCCUCUGUACGGAAAUCACUGCUCCAGCUUUGAUGACGCCCAUUCUCUACCCCACCCCAUGAAAUGUGGCCCAAAAUUCCGACUGCUCCUGCCUCCCAGAGCAGUCCCUCCCACCCUACCAUUCCCCGCAGGCCUUCAUGACCCCUGGCCUGGCCUGUGUCUGCUGAAUGACUUAUCAUUGCUGCGGGAAUUAUGUCUCUGCAGGCUGCUCCUCCCUGCCUCCACCAACACCCCUUCCUUCAGGAAAGUCCUAGAAGAUGGACUUCUGUCUUAAUCAUCUCAGUACUGUCAGGGCGUAUCAAAUAGGGCUUGCUACACAGGGUCGUCUAUAAAUUUUGUUAUCUAAAUUAAUAAAAAGUUUCUACCAUACCAUUCUAGGCAGGCUCUCAAAAAGAGCAGUUCUUACAUUGGGUCAGACUAUCAGGAAAUCACAUCUCAGGGCCUCUUCAUCUUAAAACUGACAUGUUAGUGGGAGUACAGAUAUGGACACUUGCUAUUCUAUCCCUUAAGUGUUUCCCCAGCAGAGCUGUGCACAACUGGGUCAGUUAGAUUCAAGGAUGUCUGAAUCCUUGCAGACUGUUUGCGUCUGGCACUGGGGGACUGCAGGAAAGCAAGGCCACUAUCCCUUGUAUCCCAUUCAUUUUGUCUGAUAUGGCUGCAACUGUUACUUCCAUUCUUCUACAAUUAGAAAACCUCUGGAGUUUGGGUAUUAGCAACUACCAAAUAUGUAGUUUAUUAUUUGUUGAGCACUAACCCCUCACAGCACCCCAAGUGGGAAUUAGAACAACAAUAUGCAAGACUGUGCUCUGGGAUAAUCGAGCAUUUUCAUUUGGUGUUGCAUUCCUCAAACAUUCUGGCAAAGGGACCUGUGCUGACCUCCCCACAUUGGGAUAGAUUUCCUUGCUGGGUAAGUCUAUGGGAAAAUUCCUCUUCCCUGGGAUGGGAAUGUGACCCUAUGACUGGGCGUCCAUUACAGCCAGGGGGCGCGGUGCACCUGCAGGGUCUCCCUCCCUCACAGAGGGACUAGAAUCCCGCCUCUGCAAAUCCACCCGGCUCAGGCUCUGCAGAACAUCUGGGCUUCCUCCUACUGGCCACUGUGAAGGGCUGCGCACCUGCAUGUGAUUAGGACUCAGCAGACACCCACAGCCUAUAGGCCUGCAUGCUGGUGGCACAUCGCAGUGGACAAGUUUCUCCCCCGAUCACUGUCCCUUCUAAGCAGAUGAGUCACAGAGUUCCUAGGGCACAGGAGCCCAUGCAUCCAUGACCACAUUGGAUACCACCCUCAAUGGAGCAGUGGUUGGAGGCAGUUCCAAGCAGUCCAAGGCUUUUGCCUUGGACUGUUUGGAAAUGAGCAGGCAGCAGAUCCAGGACCUGACAUGGCCAGGGAAGGAGUGGAGAAGUCUAUCUUAGCCUUCUUUACCAUCAGUCAUAGAUGGGCCUUUUAGUCUUGCUCUUAUCAGUGUCUGGGAAAUUGGAUAAAAUUUUAAAUGCCACUCCUGACUUACCUUUCUCCCUGUAACUACUCCUCUACUGAAUGUGUACUCUAACCACAGAAUGCUGAGGUAGGUCAAAUGGAGGCUGAAAAAUAAGAAAAUGAAAAAUGGACCAAAGAUGCUUAUAAACAAAGCAUGAGAAGACAUUACAGUUUUCAGUGGCAGGGUCGCAGAGCUUACGCAUUUAUUCUACCUGCCAAAUGAGUUAGUUGAAAAGGGAGCACAAUUUUCCUUCCAGUGGAAGAGACUCCUUUAUUUACUAAUAUGAAAUAGAGCAGUGAAAAGAAAGCAGGCCUUCUUGAUCUUUCACCAGAGAGAGAAAGUCACGUGACCAUAGGGACCUUCAUUAACAAACUGUGGGAAAUUUGAUUCACCAUGAACAUGUGCUGCCAUCACUCAGGAAAAGGUGGGUCACUCCAGCAGGCUCCAUCUCCCAAAAGAGGUAAUCCUGGCAACAAGUCACUAAUAAGCCCAAGUCCCUGACACCUUCCUACAACUCCUGCUCUGUCAUCAGUCCUCUCCCAGAAAUAUUUAAGGACCACGGGAAAUAGAUUUCUCCUUCAUCUGUAGGCGAAAGUCAAGUGCGAGAGCUGGGCUGGCAACAGCACACUGUGUGGCUGAUCCUAUCCUGCUGGAUCCUUCGUGGUGACACCGGGCACAGGCUUUUGUACUUAUCUUGAAGAGUACUGGGCAAAAAAAGGCCUGUCAAAUUUGCUGUAGGACCUUUUUGGGUUCUGUGAAGUAUGUGAUUGGCCUUGCAGAGGACGCUGCUUCCAUGGGACUUUACGCCUUGGGAUUUCAGAGACUUAACUAUGCAGCCUCCAGGUGGGGAGGGCUCAUCUUUCUCAAGUGAGAUGGGUCCUGCAGCAGCCUGCAAUGUAUAAACACAGAAACUCUGUCUGCUCAAACUGCAUUUGCAAUGACAGUGCUCACUCUACAAAUUAUCAUGGUCAUUUCCCGGAGAGAAAAUGUUUGGGCCUCCUUUCCUGAACGCAAGCUACAUGUUUUCUACCUUGCUGUGCAGUGACUUCUUGCCCUGUGAGGCUGUAUGCAGCAGCAUGCUAUGCAGUUUCAUACCAGUCACCAAGACCCGGGAUGCAGCCCCCCAGGCCUGAGGCCCCCAGCCUCACACCUGAUCUCACAACAUGGGAAUGAUCGGCACAAAGACAAAUGGAGCCAGGCCUGCUAUGUCACCCCCACUGUUAAAAUAUAGUCAGUCCUAUUCUGUCAAUGAGUUGAGGAUUCCAGUAACACAGAAAGGCUGAGUAACAAAAGCUGAAAAUGUUUUCCUUUAAAGACCAGUCAUGAGCAAUUUUAUGAAUAAAAUAUUUAAUCAGCUUAUCUGUACAAAAUAUUAAAGUGGUUAAUGAAGAGUAUACAAGCAUGUUUAACAAAUAUAUACCACUAUAUAAUAGUUAAGAAAAAUAGAGAUUGCUGUUUUACAGGUCAUUUACAUUUCGCUAUGUACAAUCUAUUUAAAUUUGAGAAUACAUAUACACAUAGGUUUCUACCUGCCCUGGUAGGGCUCCCUGCUAGCUGGCCUGGGCAUCAGCAAUGCUUCACGAUGUCGUUUGCAUUGCCCAAAUAAAUGCCAGGCCCGGCAACUAGGAGACAGCUCAGCCUGCCAGCCUUGGAACUCUGCUCUGGCUACAGCAGAGCUGGAAGAGUGCUGACAAAGGAGGUUUCGGUUUGCCUUAAAUGAGUUUUUAAUGUCCCCCACACCCCAGACUCCUUACUCCCAAGCCAAGAAAAAAUGGGUGUCACUGCAAAGUGAAAGGACUUCUGUCCCCUCACCCAAAUAAUUCAUUUUGUCUUUAGCUGCUGAGGGAAUGGCGUGUUGUUAAGCCUUGAUGGCAUUACCAGCACUUUGAGUUUUAUCAUUUCCUUAAAAUCACAGUACUGGAAUCAGAUGACAUUUGCUUUUUAAGCUGCAGGCCACUCGUCACGUGCAGAAUUCCGCUGCCCACCCAAGGCCUGCUUAAACAACAUCAUUUUGUAAGCUGGUGCAGGAGCUCUGCAGUGGCCUUUACAGAGAAACGAUCUGCUGCUUUAUUUGUAUACAAAAAGAAAAAAACUCUGUCCAAACUUUUCAGAAUCCCCUAUUGUCAUCUGCUGAAAGGGCAAGUUGGAACUAGCAUGUUAAUCCUUGUAAAAAAUGCAUUAACUUUUCAUUUAGGGUGAAAUACUGCCAGCUAAAAGACCUAAAGUGACUCAAUUAUGAUUCUUUGUCAAAGAAAACAUAAAAGCUGUUUGCAUUACAGUGUAAAGUCAAAUACAAAAAUAAAAUUAUUCUAAGGAUGCUCAUGUUUAAUCCAUGAUUUAUCCGAGGCAGAGAAUGCCAGAGAAUUCCUCUCUUGAGAGUCUCUGUUCCUGGCUUAGAGCACUUGAGUAUUUCCCCGCCAAAACACAUUUUAUCCUGAGCUUUCUUUCUUGCUGAACUGCAUCAUCAUUUUCUAAACAGAAUGCUGAAGGGCUGACUUUGAGUCUGACAGGCCCUGACCCAGGAAACCAGCCCUGCUUGUGGGAAGCCCCUUCCUCAAACCAGCCUGUUCACCCCAAGUCCAGCAGCUGACCCAGGCCAGGGGAGGAUCCAGGACACAUGUGCAAUGGCAGCCCUCAGUCGCUCAGAGAUGAAAAGGUGCAGGCAAGGGGAGGCCCUCAACACACCUGGUCACUGCUUUUUGGCCACAUACACCAAAAAAAUCCAAGCAUGGGCUGCCCAUAGCCCAAGAGAGGUCUCCUCGGGAUGACCUGUGAGUACUGAAAAACAGAGGAAACGUAUGUGCAGCUGCACCAGCUCACCAGCCGAGGUGCUGUCCCUUCCCAUCUUACAGCUCAGGAAAUGUCCUCGAGGGAAGUUUAGCCCCGUGUGCCUCAGAUUUGUUCCUGUUUCCUUCUAAUUCAGCAGGAUGCCUGUGAGGGAACCUUAUCGGAAGUCUCGUUUUAGUCAGCCAAGGGUCUAGAUUUUGGCAGCCAAAGGUCUGGGCAGGAGCUAGAUGCAGAACUGGGUGUGGCUAUUGCCACUGCUGGUCAGAUGGAGCAGGGCAGGUAUUCUGCAAAAAAGACAGCCUCUUGCCCACCUCCUGCCGGGCCAGAUCUCCAACCCUACUGCGCGGCACUCCUGUUGGCCCACAACUCAAAAGGUAAUGAGACAGGAAUGCAGAGGCAAAGCAGCUGGCCACGCCCUGAACGCUCUGCCGGAAGUGGCCUGGGUGUGACAGUCAGAAGUUUCUCCUUGUUUUUCUAGACACUAUUUCAGCAUCCCUUACGGACACAGAAAAGGGACUAAAAGUUUCUGCAAGCAUUUCUAAACGAGCAGAAGGAAAUUUGUCUGACAAAGAGUGAAACUGUACUUGUAUCAUCACACCAAGCUGUCCUGCCAACAAAUUCACCUGACUGUGCGAAACACCUCCCUCCGGAAGCUUCUGCGACCCCUGCAGCCCUCUUGCCACUGUCAGGGAAACGUGUGAGAGAAAGCAGCCCUUUCUGUUGUCACAGACACACGCACCACGCACAGAUGCUGAAGAGGCCAGCAGGCUCUGCACAGGCAGGAGGAAGUGGGCCAUCGCACGCUGCUCUAAAGGUGUAUUUUUACUUUUUCAGCAACUGUGAGCAUAACUUGAAACUCAGCCUCAUUUUUCAGUGACUUCACACCCACUUUUCAAUGACCACCCAUCCUAGGUUGCUCUGCUGUAAUUGCUCCUGCCGCCAUGAAGCACCAGCCCAAACUCUGCCCAGCCAAAGGCCUGUCGCCAGGUUGUAGACCACAAGCCAAGCUCUGGUGAAGGUGAGUACCUGCAGGUCAUGGGCAGAGAGCACCCCUGAAUGACAAUCAGAGCUCAUGUGGCAACUCCUGGGCCCUCAAUCACCCCUCUGAUUCAUUAAGCCAACUUCCAACCCUCUCCCUGCAGCCUGUGUCCAGCAGGUGUCUCCUCAGGCUAGGACAGUGACCCUCCUGAAAAGAACAGGCUUCUCUCACCACAGCCUCACCCUGGGUUCCUGUUUGUGAUGUACUAAGCUGUGGGCACAGAGUAAAGUCCAGAACGGCACACAGGGAGGAAGACAGCUCUGCUCCAGCCUACAUGGUCAGGAGGCUCCAGAUGCAAGAUGCCAGGCUGUCUGAAAACUUGGAAAUAAACAUCUUUUGGGGUCCUCC